Molecule: messenger RNA, 885 nt
Organism: Cyphellophora europaea CBS 101466
Lineage: Eukaryota; Fungi; Ascomycota; Eurotiomycetes; Chaetothyriales; Cyphellophoraceae
Exons: 2
Coding region: 1-885 (294 amino acids)
Source: RefSeq, a predicted model, not a curated record
AUGGCUACACAAGGGGAAGAAAAGCUAGUAUGGGAUUCACCAUCCUUCGCAAAAAUGUACAAGCUGGCAGAGCGAGUCACCGGCCCCUUUGCGGAGGACAUGAUCAAACAAUCGGGCCUGCCAUCUUACGAGCAUGAUAAAGCUGUGGUUCUCGACAAUGCUUGCGGGACAGGUGUAGUCAUGGCAAAGCUCAUGGGUGGCAAUCUGAUCAGCACAGCCCUCUGCUCGACACUGGAUCUUACCUGUGCCGACUUCGCUGGGGCGAUGGUCAAUGCCACCAAGGACAAUGCCACCGCCGCGGGAUGGUCAAACGUCAAAACAGUACGAGCGGAUGCUAUGGAUACGAAGCUACCUUCGUCCAGUUUCACUCACAUCCUCUUCAACUUCGGCCCCUUUCUACUACCUGACCCCGCCGCUGGAAUGCGUGAAUGCAAACGUAUGCUACAGCCAAGCGGCACCCUGGGACUCACAACUUGGGAGCAUGUUCCCUGGAUAGACGAAUACCGGCCCGUCUUCGAGCAGCAUCCCGAAUUCCCUCCCUAUCCCGCGCAUGACGAGCUUCAACGCCUCUUCUCCACGGCUUCUGCGCCCCACCCAUGGGACACUGCUGCGGGAGUUGAGGCCCACCUCAAGACACAUGGCUUCACCGAUAUCAAGGUCCAACGUGCGACUCACAUCUUGACCUUGAAUGUGGAUGAUGCUGUUUCAAUGACGCCUGGCACGAUUGGCAUGUUCGCGUCAAAACUAUGGACACAAGAGCAGCGGGACACCUUUAUGAUCCCGGCGUCAACGGCUGUCGAAGAGUACCUGCGAGAUAAGUAUGGCGACAACAAUUUCACUUGGGAGUGGAAAGGCUUGGUCGGAACUGGCCGCAAUCCCGAGUAA